Aureococcus anophagefferens is the source of this 213-nucleotide messenger RNA. RefSeq lists its product as hypothetical. Gene Ontology annotation, biological process: protein localization to membrane. The transcript has a single exon. Gene Ontology annotation, cellular component: membrane. The record is from RefSeq and is a predicted model, not a curated record. NCBI's taxonomy places the organism in Eukaryota, Pelagophyceae, Pelagomonadales, Pelagomonadaceae. The annotation marks the transcript as partial.
UUCCUUACAUCAGGCUCUACUGCCGCAUAUGUCUUUCUCUAUUCAUCGUUCUACUUCUCCAAGCUCGAAUCGAAUCUCCCCAUUACCUACUUCCUCUACUUUGGCUACAUGGGUAUUAUAUCCUUUGGUAUCUUCCUCUUUACCGGCACUGUGGGCUUUUUCGCUGCUCUUUGGUUCAAUGUCGUCAUAUUCGGUUCUAUCAAAGUUGACUAA